AUGCCAGUGUCGAUUAACAAGCGCGGCACAAAGCCCAAGCCCAAUCCCAAGCCCAAGGUUGAGCCCAAGGCCAAGGCCAAGGCCGAGCCGUCGCGCGCCACAUCUCCCCCAGCCCAACUGCAGCUAGACAAGUCGCUCGUCCUCAAGAUCAUCGUGGCCAAGCUCGAGGCGACCAAGACGGCCGACUGGCACGCGCUCUCCGUCAGCCUCGCCGCGAGCGAGGGCAAAACCAAGGGCGGAAAGAAGAAGGCUGCCGCAGGGGAGAUGACCGGGACCCAGAUCCAUUCCAUGUACCAUAACGUCAUCUUCCCUGCGCUCAAGAACGGCCGCGCGCUGUGGGUCGACGAGCCGACCGAGGAUGAGCUCGACAUCCUCUACGACGAGGUGGAGGAAGGCGAGGUGGAGGAAGGCGAGGGUGGCGACGACGUCGAGAUGGAGGAAGGCGAGGACCCCGCGGAGGAGGAAGAGGAGCCCAUGACGAGCGUCACUGGCGACACUGUGGACGACGAGGUCGUGGCGGAGGAGAAGCCGUCCCUCACCCCGGCCCCGGAGGAAGGCGACGCCGACGAGGUCAAGACGGAACAGACCGACGAGGUCAAGACCGAGCACACCGACGACGUCAAGGACGAAGACCGCGACGCGAUCAAGGUCGACGACGACGAGGAGUACUUCGAGGAGAGCCAGGUCAAGGUCCUGCGUCGCACGCGCAUGGUCAAGGCCGAGCCCACCGAGGAGAGCGACCACGACGACGAGGUCGAGGUGGCCGAGGUCAAGCCUGAGGUGGAGACGUCGGACUACACCAAAUCCAAGGCCGAUGACGGCGCCCAGACUAAUACGUGCUCUCGGACGACGAGUCCACCGCCUCGGGCUCGGACUCGGGCGACGAUCUCAAUAUCAAGGACGAGGACGACCUCAACAUCAAGGACGAGGACGAGAACAACAAGACAGCUAAGGGGAAGCGCUGCCGCUGCCACCAAGACCACUGCCACCAAGACCGCCGCCACCAAGGCCUCUGCCACCAACGCCUCUGCCACCAAAGCCGGCGGUACCAAGCGCAAGGCUUCGAGCAGUUUCGAAGGCGCGCCGACGCGUACCAAGAUUAGCCUCAGUUCGCGUAGCAAGCGCUCCGCGACGUUGUGCGAGACGUGCUGGUGCCCCCUGAAGACCGGCGAGGUGACGACGUGCGGGUCUUGUGCCGAGUAG
This is a messenger RNA of Vanrija pseudolonga, 1203 nucleotides long. RefSeq lists its product as uncharacterized. The transcript is spliced from 3 exons. Lineage: Eukaryota; Fungi; Basidiomycota; Tremellomycetes; Trichosporonales; Trichosporonaceae. The record is from RefSeq and is a predicted model, not a curated record. Bases 1 to 1203 code for a protein of 400 amino acids.